AUGUUGAGCUCCUAUCAACAUGUCGUACGCACUCUCUCAGCACGCCUUUGUCGAACAGAUUGGAUACUAUUGUCCCACCUAAUUGAGAAAAAUACUAUAACAUUCUGUGUUCAGGAAUCAGACCUUCCCCUCAGGUAUGCUGGCAUAUCAACGUGUUUCCGUCAAGAAGUUGGUAGCCAUGGAAGAGACACUAGAGGAAUCUUUCGGCAAGUCUUUGCUUAUCUUAUCGUUUCUAUGCAAAUUCAUAAGCUUUGGUUAAUCCCGUUUAAAAAAAUGAGAGCUUUUUCAAAUGCUCACAUUACAGAAUCUGACCAUAAAUUUUCAGGGUGCACCAAUUUGAGAAAGUUGAGCAAUUUGUUAUCUGUUCGCCCAACGAUAAUGAAUCGUGGCAUGAUCGGGAAUGCUGAAGAGUACUGUCAGCUGCUCGGCAUUCCUUAUCGUAUUGUAUGCAUUGUCUCCGGCGAGCUUAAUAAUGCCGCUUCAAAAAAACUCGAUCUUGAAGCUUGGUUCCCAGGAUCAAGUGCCUUCAGAGAGCUUGUAUCUUGUUCAAAUUGUUUGGAUUAUCAAGCUCGUAGGCUGAAGGUCCGUUAUGGAAUGACUAAGAAAAUGGAUGGAGAAGUGAGUUUUUACUUAAUAGAUCUCCUCUGAAA
Messenger RNA from Strongylus vulgaris, 650 nucleotides. The record is from the annotation of a GenBank genome assembly. Lineage: Eukaryota; Metazoa; Nematoda; Chromadorea; Rhabditida; Strongylidae.